This is a messenger RNA of Zasmidium cellare ATCC 36951, 1380 nucleotides long. RefSeq lists its product as uncharacterized. Gene Ontology annotation, molecular function: RNA binding; ATP binding; RNA helicase activity. The coding region runs from base 1 to 1380 and encodes 459 amino acids. The record is from RefSeq and is a predicted model, not a curated record. The transcript has 4 exons. NCBI's taxonomy places the organism in Eukaryota, Fungi, Ascomycota, Dothideomycetes, Mycosphaerellales, Mycosphaerellaceae. Gene Ontology annotation, biological process: mRNA export from nucleus; mRNA splicing, via spliceosome.
AUGUCUGCCGGCGAGGAGGAUCUCAUCGACUACUCCGACGAGGAGCUUCAGCCAACUGACGGCGCCGCCGGUGCCACUGGUGCCGCCGCAAACGGCGACAAGAAGGGCGACCUCACGGUCUCUGGCGCUGGCGCCGACAAGGGCAAAGGCAGCUAUGUCGGUAUCCACUCCACCAGCUUCCGCGACUUCCUCCUCAAGCCGGAGCUUCUCAAGGCUAUCACCGACUGCGGUUUCGAGCAUCCAUCAGAGGUCCAACAAGUCUGCAUUCCUCAGGCCAUUCUCGGAACCGAUGUCCUCUGCCAGGCCAAAUCUGGUCUCGGUAAGACUGCAGUCUUCGUGCUGUCCACUCUCCAGCAGAUCGAACCAGUCAACGGCGAAGUGAGCGUCUUGGUCAUGUGUCACACGCGCGAGCUGGCAUUCCAGAUCAGAAACGAGUACGCCCGCUUUAGCAAGUACAUGCCAGAGGUCAAGACUUCGGUGUUCUACGGCGGUACCGACAUCAAGGAGAAUGAGAAGCUGCUCAAAGACAAGGAGACACACCCACACAUCAUCGUCGCUACACCAGGUCGCUUGAAUGCUUUGGUGAGAGACAAGAAGCUCCGACUCGGAAGUGUGUCUCGCUUCGUUCUGGACGAGUGCGACAAAAUGCUGGACCAGAUCGACAUGCGCCGCGAUGUCCAGGAGAUCUUCCGCGCGACCCCCACCCAGAAGCAGGUCAUGAUGUUUUCUGCUACCCUUUCGCAAGCCACCCGCCCGAUCUGCAAGAAGUUCAUGCAGAGUCCUUUGGAGAUCUACGUCGACGAUGAGACGAAGCUCACACUGCACGGUCUGCAGCAGUACUACAUCAAGUGUGGCGAACAAGAGAAGAACAGGAAGCUUAAUGAUCUUCUCGACACUUUGACCUACAAUCAAGUGAUCAUCUUCGUCAAGAGCACUCUCCGUGCUACCGAGCUGGACCGUCUGCUACGCGAGUGCAACUUCCCAUCCAUCGCUGUGCACUCAGGAGUUAGCCAGGAGGAGCGUAUCAAGCGUUACCAGGCGUUCAAGAACUACGACAAGCGUAUCUGCGUCAGCACAGACGUGUUCGGUCGUGGUAUCGACAUUGAGCGUAUCAACCUCGCCAUCAACUAUGACAUGCCAGAGUCCGCAUCCAAGGACGUCGACGCGGAGGCAAAGGAAGCGCUGGCUCAAUGUGCAGACACAUACCUCCAUCGUGUUGGUCGUGCCGGUCGUUUCGGAACCAAGGGCGUUGCUAUCAGCUUCGUCAGCACUCCCCGGGACGAGAAGGUCAUCGACGCUAUCGAGGCUCGGUUCGAGAAGAAGAUUGAGGAGUACCCAGAGGGCGGCAAGGGUGUCGACGUCAAGGGCGGUGAUGAGUAA